This is a messenger RNA of Oncorhynchus tshawytscha (Chinook salmon), 1718 nucleotides long. RefSeq names its product eukaryotic translation initiation factor 5A (gene eif5a). The coding region runs from base 16 to 684 and encodes 222 amino acids. Gene Ontology annotation, molecular function: translation elongation factor activity; RNA binding; ribosome binding. NCBI's taxonomy places the organism in Eukaryota, Metazoa, Chordata, Actinopteri, Salmoniformes, Salmonidae. Gene Ontology annotation, biological process: positive regulation of translational termination; positive regulation of translational elongation. The transcript is spliced from 5 exons. The record is from RefSeq and is a predicted model, not a curated record.
UUUUAAAAAAUCAUUAUGAGACAUCGUCGGCCCAAGUGUGCACGACCAACCCACCCUGGCUCAGGGACUAAAGGCGUGCUAAUUAUCUAUCUUGGUCUCCAAACACCUGUGUGUGAAUGGAAGGACGCCGCAAGCGGGUCGUCACUGAAAACAAAUAUUGUUGGCUGCAACUGCGUUAAAACAGUGUACAUGCCCCUAAUCCAUCGCACCAUGGCAGACACUGAUCUUGACUUCACCACCGGAGAGUCUGGCGCCUCCGCCACCAUUCCUAUGCAGUGCUCUGCCCUGCGAAAGAACGGCUAUGUGGUGUUGAAGGGACGCCCUUGCAAGAUCGUGGAAAUGUCCACCUCCAAGACAGGAAAGCACGGACACGCCAAGGUUAACAUGGUGGGCAUUGACAUCUUCACCAACAAGAAGUAUGAGGACAUGUGCCCCUCCACCCACAACAUGGACGUGCCCCACAUCAAGAGGAAUGAGUUCCAGCUGUUGAACAUCACUGAUGGGUUCAUGUCCCUCAUGGGUGACAAUGGAGACGUGAGGGAGGACCUGCGUGUGCCUGAUUCAGACCUGGGCAAGGAGAUCGAGCAGAAGUUUGCCGCUUCCGAGGAUAUCCUGGUCUCUGUGCUGUCUGCUAUGGGGGAGGAGUGUGCUGUGGCCAUUAAGCAGAUGACCGGUGGCAAAUAGAAAGACAGGACUGACCUGCCCAGGCAACAAACUCCACCCACAACCAGUCUCUAGUAUUCUUAUUGGUUCUUCUGUCACCAAAGCGACGGCCUUCACAGACAACCUCAAUCAUUCUGUUGUGAUUACUCCUUUGUUUUUUUCCCCUCUCAUUUUUGGUUUCUCUCUCUCUCCGACGCUGUCGGACUGUCCCAACGUUACUGCGGCACGCUCGCUGUGUUGGCUGGCAUUCUGCCGGAUCACUGAGGUUUUGUUUAGUUCUACAUAAUCUACUAUAUAAAGAAAAGUACUUAUUGGUGAAAUAGAUUCUUUUUGACUUCUUCCUCAUUCCUGUUUAUUUUUGCCUUCGAGAUGUUUGUCUUGCCACAUACAUUCCUGAAUGUUUAAAAUAAUGAUGGGAUCCAGCUUUUUUAUGAUAAUUUUUUUAUAUUCCUUAUAAUUGAGCUCGUCUGAUGCCUUUUUAGAGGGAGGGGGGAGCUGUUUGAAUGGUGGGAGGGGGGGCUUGGGGCCCCUUUUACUGACAUUGAACUACGUUAGGGUUGUCCCUCUGGCUGCCAUACUGCUGCUUCCCAGCAUGGCCUCUCUGCUCUGGCUGAUCAGACAACUCCGAUGCUUUUCUCCCAAACCGUGGGAACGCUGGUGGCUAGCACUUAACAAGCAGUCUUAACAGUACCUCUUCAGCAUUUCAAAACUCUUCGAUAUGAAGAAAGAACAUUAGAGAAAAGAUGCUAAAUAUGGAACCAAACUUCAGUGAUUUCUCUUGUCAAUGCCGCUCUGUCUGUUUAGAAAGCCGGAGUGCCCAGUGCGCUUGCCUAUCACCAUGGCAACCUAGCCCCGCCCUGGGCAUCCCAUAAUAGUCGGAAAGAGUGAGGCGUUGGUGUGGCGGCGUAGAAUGUUCUGGAAGGCAUUUUGCAGUGAGGUGUGUGAGGGGGCUCGAUCGGGGGGGUGGAGUUGCAAACUUAUUUUGUUCACUCGAGGCCUUUGUCACCUGACUGGAGAUGGCAAAAAAUAAUAAAGUUAAAACAAAUAGAAAAACA